Molecule: messenger RNA, 1252 nt
Organism: Fusarium oxysporum Fo47
Lineage: Eukaryota; Fungi; Ascomycota; Sordariomycetes; Hypocreales; Nectriaceae
Exons: 1
Coding region: 1-1230 (409 amino acids)
Source: RefSeq, a predicted model, not a curated record
AUGUCAUGGCUCGUCAGCAAUGACGACGACGUCAACAGCAGGUCUAUACCCAGCAGCAUUCUUCUACAGGCUAGUCCUGAUCCAAUUAAGCUUCUUGCUCAGAAGCUGUUCACUGAGGAGCAUGUUCGGUUGGAAAACCAGCAGAGUGGAGGUCGAAGGUCGUGUGGUAGAGAGACGCUAGCUUCUUCCGCCUUACAGACCAACUGGCUGCGGCGUACAGGCUGGGAAACAACAUUUAGAAAAGCGCGUUGUGAUGUUCUAGUUCGCCUCACGGCGCUACCUCACUGCACGGAUAACCGACCCUUGCCUCUCGGUGUCGUUGAAGGAGACGCCAUCAUCAGUCCGGCGCGUGAUGAGCGAAGGUUAUUAUUUAUGAUGGCCGCGCUUGAUCAUCUCCUGGAUCAAUGCGGUGAGACAGUCCGGACAACGGAUGUAUGUUUGAGAAGGUGGCUCCGCGGCAGGUUUCCAGACCGUCCUUACAAGAUGCCCUUCGAAUUGGUUGCAAAGUCAUCUUCCGAGAAGGUUUACCGGAAAGAACUGAAGCGCUUUGUCUGUUUCUGGCUCCGAUUAUUUCGGUUAUUGCCGACGACUUUUCAGAAGGUUACAGGGCAUGGGCUAAAAAAGCAUCAGUUCAGAGUCCUACGGGAGCUUUGGGUAGAUGACAUAUGGAAGUCUGGAGAACAUGUUGAUGUAGACCCUGCUGCUGACAAGGAUGGAGGAUACGAUGGGGACGAAGGGGAGUAUGAGGAUCAGGAUGAUGAUGAGGAUCAGGAUGAUGAUGAGGAUCAGGAUGAUGAUGAGGAUGAGGACGAGAUCCAAGAUGAUGACGAAGGUGAAGAUGAUGAGGGUGAGGACGAGUUCCCAGAUGAUGACGAAGGUGAAGAUGAUGAAAGAUACAACGAGAUUGAAGAUGAAAGUCAGAAAAGGGUGGUUAUGAACACAGGUGAUCCAUCUGAUGCCGAGGUAAUUUCCACUUGGUCUUCGAACAGUCAAGAGGAUCACCCACAAGACCCUACUACAAUGAUUACCGCGAACAUUGCGACGCAAUGCACAUGUUCUGGUCCGUGCACGCUAGACGUCCUUCCAAUUUCCCCGGAUUUGCGUCGUAAUACAUUCUUUUCGUCCGUGCACGCUUUCAGGGUUCGCGGAGCUACGGUGGAACCCCUAUUAUUUCUGCAUCAUCAGACAACGUUGACUUUCCUUUCCUUCCCGACCAAGCUGAAAUUUUGAAGAACAUUCGAUACGUGUUUGC